UGAGAGAUUCGCAUGUAAGUUUUUCAUCCUGGGAAUGAGAUAGGACCGCAAAGGGUUAAGCCAAACAGCUAUUUUUCCCCUGUAGGAGCCCAUGGAUUCUUAACCCUUACUGGUCCUAUGGGUCCAUAUGGUGCUACCAAUUUCAAGAAUUAUCCUCAUCUUGCAUCUGAACUUUUCUUGAAUAACAACAGUCAGCUUUACUGCAGCAAUGCAACUUAUUCAGUGAUUAAUUUACCAUGUGUCAUUUGCGUUUCUGCAUGAGUCCAGAGCAGAUUGAAAGGUAGGGAACUCUGACUUUAAAAAAAUUUGAAGAGAGCAAUUUUCAGACAUUUCCCAAUUAUUAUUUUUUCUUAUUUUUUGUAUGAUAUAUAAAGGCUCAAACGCUUUGUCACUCUGCAAUGAGGCAUGCAGUUUCUAGCACUUGGCUUCCUUGACAUUCUCUUCUUGAGAUGUUAAUAAAAUCAUUUGGAUGGACUAUUACUCAGGGUGUUCAGGAUUCCUGCCUUUGAACUACAUGGAAAAGGCACCUCAAACUGAUGCCUGGACAUUGCACAAGUCCAUCCCCAUGUCCCAAUCACACAAUCUUGAUUUUUUGGAAGAUGCAAGUGUGGGACGUUGUCCAUUGACCGAAGUGCAACAGAGACUUUCAGCAGAACUUGCCUCUCAUGUGAGGCAGUUGUCAGACCCAUCUGAUCGUAAGAGGGAGUAUUCCAAGAACCCUCCCACCACUGAUUAUGACAAUGUUGAGGAAAGUGUCUGCAGUGAUCCAGUUGCUUCCAACUCAACUGUGCACAAAGACAAGAAAGAAGUUGUGCUUAAAAGCCCCAUAGGUCCCAGGAAGUUGGUAAUUAUACGACAUGGAGAAAGAGUGGACUUCACAUUUGGCACUUGGAUCCCAUACGUCUUUGAACACUCUGGGAAAUACACUCGUAAGGAUCUGAACAUGCCACAUCUUCUUCCAACACGUGAAGAAGGCCAUCAAGCUUACUUCAAAGAUGGACCACUCACUCAACUUGGCCAUCUGCAGGCAAGAUCUGUGGGAGAUAUGAUGCAUGAAAUGGAUCUUCAUGUUCACCAUGUCUAUUGCUCCCCUUCAUAUCGUUGCAUUCAAACGUGUGAUUCUGUAUUACGAGACCAGCACGAGAUAAUUCAGGCAUGGACACCAAAGGGUUAA
Darwinula stevensoni is the source of this 1174-nucleotide messenger RNA. Lineage: Eukaryota; Metazoa; Arthropoda; Ostracoda; Podocopida; Darwinulidae. The record is from the annotation of a GenBank genome assembly.